AUGGCGUCUCGUCUGCUUGCGGCGGCCUCCUCCUCCUCCUCCUCCUCGUCUUCCUCCCCCCUCGCUCGCCUCAUCUCCAGCCGCCGUAUGGCCGGCGCCGCAGAUCACCACGGAUCGACAAAGGUGAACAUGUGGCAGGAGCCCUUGAACCCCGGCAACUGGAAGGAAGAGCACUUUGUGCUAACCAGCUUAGCGAUGUGGGGCGCUAUUAUAUAUGGUGGAUUGAAGGCGUUUGGCGGGAAAAAAGAAGUGAAAACCGAGGUAUUGACUUGUCUGUACGAAACAUUGACAGUGUUAUUGUACAUAGUUCAUUGUGCAAGAAUUUUUCAAGGAUUAUUUUGGUAG
Molecule: messenger RNA, 345 nt
Organism: Triticum turgidum subsp. durum (durum wheat)
Lineage: Eukaryota; Viridiplantae; Streptophyta; Magnoliopsida; Poales; Poaceae
Source: the annotation of a GenBank genome assembly